Messenger RNA from Sitodiplosis mosellana (orange wheat blossom midge), 4803 nucleotides. RefSeq names its product extended synaptotagmin-2 (gene Esyt2). NCBI's taxonomy places the organism in Eukaryota, Metazoa, Arthropoda, Insecta, Diptera, Cecidomyiidae. The transcript is spliced from 11 exons. Gene Ontology annotation, biological process: lipid transport. The record is from RefSeq and is a predicted model, not a curated record. Gene Ontology annotation, molecular function: lipid binding. Bases 1864 to 4434 code for a protein of 856 amino acids.
GUGUCAAUUUUACACCUGGAAAAUGGUACAAAUUUUCUCAAAAAUCGUAUUUUAGUGGGAUUUUUACUCGAUUUUUCGUUUUUCUUUGAGUUGUCCCAUAAUUAGUUUGAAAGUUUCACCCAAAAAAUAACGGCAAAUGAUCAUGUCAAAUGCCGUUUCCAAAUAUUUGUGUCUUAUUUCCAUUUAGGAAAAACGUUAUUGUGCUACAAAGUCGCAAAAGGUAACAUAAUUUUCAUAGAUUUUUCAUUGAUUAGAUCAUUUUAAAGCACCAUUGCAUGUUGAUGUUGAUUGCCUGUAAUUUAAAUUUAAGUACUUGAGUUGAAUUCAUUCAUAUUUACAUUGCUAUCAAAUGGAAAGUGGCCAAUUGUACGGUGUACGGCUUCACACGAAUUCUACAUAAUUAUAUCAUUUGCUAAUCGCUUUGGACUAAGCGAUACAAAAAAAAUCGCUUGCAUGUCCAUCCAUCUAUAAUAAUUCAUUCAAUCGAGCAUUUUUUUUUAUUGAUAUAGAUUUUAUAUCAUAUCCAUUUAUGGGAGUCAUGUAAACAAUUCCUGUGUAUAUAAUAAAAAGAGCAUAUGUAGCCAAAUGGCUAUCAUGACCGAAAUGGGUGUGCAACAGUAUUUUGUGGAAAAGUGAUUAAAAAUUUAUGGUUCUAUCGUCAGUUUCUAAGCAUUUUUCUUUCGCCAUUCCGGAACAUUUCAAUUAUGAAUCCCGUAAUUAUAAAGCCAAGCCCAUUUCGUACAUAUGUCGUUCUGUGGAUUACCGCACCAGCAAAAGAGCAUUGUUCAAGCGGAUUUUAUGAAUGAUUUAUAACGUUCCAAACGAAAAAUGCACAGUUCAAUAUCGUCGACUUGAUUUGAAAAUCAGGCACCGUGCAAAAAGACGGAACGAAUAUGAUCGAAUGAGUUCUCACUCCCAAGCUGCUUUUAGUAAACAAAAUACAACGACACAUGAUAUUAACUAACUCACUCACUGUAUAUGUUGGUAUAGGAAAAAAUGUGCGCGUAUUUUAAAAUACGAGCUGAGUCUUUUUGCAUUGCUGUUUACAGCGAAAUGAACGACCGAAGUCCCCGGUGUGGAUCGUGAGGACAGUGGCGCAGUGCAAAUAAGACGCACAAUAUACAUAUAGAAAAUAACGUUAUAUGCAUGCUUUGAACUCUCGUUGAUUUUGAGCGACGACGACGACGACGACGACGACGACGACGACGACGAUGGUGACGACGCUGUGUUGGUGUAUCAAUGUAGUACAUAGCGUCCGAUUGUGUUCAAUCUAUCGUUGUAUUGAUGAUUUGUUUUGAUAUAUUUGGGAUGUCGGCAACUGUAGCCGCAAAGCAUUAUUCCAUAUUUUUCUUUGCUACUGUAAAAGAAUCAAGACGCCAAAAACAGCACACCAAACGCAUUCGUGUUUAAUAGUACUGUGCCACAUCUUGAUGAAGCGAAAAUUAAAUAAAUUCGUUUAAACAUUCUGCGAAAUUGUUCGUCACUUUGUAUAAAAUAAUCAUCACAUUUUUUUUAGCAGAGAGAAUAAGAUAUUCUAUAAUUAAUACCCACUGGGUUGUGCUGUGCUGUGCUGGCAUUCGUUUGAAUCAUUGUUAGUUAAAUAUAAGAAAAAUGUGUGAUUAAUCUGGUGAGAAGAAGUAAGGGAAUUAACAAAAAAAAAACAAAGUGAAUGAUUAUGUCAUCUUGAAAUAAAUAAGUAAAUUUGUGCAGCAGAUUCAGUGCAAGUUCAGACACUAAGGCGUUCACAAGCAGUUUGGUCAGCAGUCGAGAGAUUUUGUUUUAAAGAAAAGUGUUUAAAAUUUAAAAAGCUAAUCUCAAUUUGAGAGUUGUUUUUUCAAGUGGAAUAAACGCCGUACAACAACAAUGUCAAGGCCAUCCGUUGGACAAGAAGUGAGCUCGGGUGUGGAAGAAGUCGAUGAUAACUUCCAAGAAGAUCUCACGCAAUUGAAUACGGGUAAAGAUACGGCAACAUCCGAAAUGGCGGCUGCUAGCAAAGAGGCAUCGAAAGAUGACCCCGCACCACCCAUAAAACCAAAACAAACAACGAGUGAUGACAGCAUUUUUACGAUUUUGUAUUCGAUUGCGAAGAAAGUAAGCAUGGUUGGUGCCAUUUAUCUGGUCGGAUACAUGAAUUGGUCGGUGGCAUGGUUGAUUACACCCGUUAUUUUGGCUGUAACACGUGAAUACUGGAAUAAAACCAAUAAAAUCAAACGAGAGGUAGCCAAAGCGUCGGCAACAGCAAACGAAAAAGACGUCAUCUUGGCUCGAAUCAACGAUUUACCGGCUUGGGUUUAUUUCCCCGAUAUUGAACGAUGUGAAUGGGUCAAUCGCAUUUUGCAACAAGUUUGGCCAAAUGCAAACUACUAUGCAAAGGAUUUGGUUAAGGAUGUGAUCGAACCAAAAGUGGCUGAAGCAUUGUCCGAAUACAAAUUGAAUGGCUUCAAAUUCGAUCGCAUCAUGCUUGGAACAAUUCCUCCUCGUAUCGGUGGCGUCAAAGUCUAUGACAAAAACAUUGCACGGAAUGAGAUCAUCAUGGAUAUGGAUCUAUUUUAUGCGAGCGAUUGUGACAUCAACUUCCAGUUGGCUGGUAUGCGAGCUGGCAUCAAAGAUUUCCAAAUUCACGGAAUGGUUCGAGUUAUCAUGAAGCCACUCAUUUCAAAAAUUCCGCUGGUCGGAGGACUUCAAAUUUUCUUCUUGAAUAAUCCAGACAUUGACUUCAAUUUAGUUGGUGUGGCCGAUUUGUUGGACAUGCCAGGGUUGAGUGAUAUGCUACGUCGUAUUAUUGUUGAACAAAUUGGAGCGAUUAUGGUUUUGCCAAAUAAAUUACCAAUUGCUCUUAGCACUGAAGUGCCAUCGAUUACUUUAAAAAUGCCAGAGCCAGAGGGAGUUCUGCGAAUCCACGUGGUCGAAGCAAAGGAUUUGAUGAAAAAAGACAUUGGUGUUCUAGGAAAAGGGAAGAGCGACCCAUAUGCAAUCGUGCAAGUUGGCGCGCAAGAAUUCCGCACAAAAACCAUUGACAAUACGGUCAAUCCAAAAUGGGACUACUGGUGCGAGUAUGAAAUUGAUGCGGCUAAAGGUCAAGAUGUUGCAUUCAGUUUAUGGGAUUAUGAUGCUGGUUUUCCCGGCCCGGAAAAUGAUGAUUUUCUCGGAAGAGCUACGAUUGAGAUUAGUAAUGUCGUAAAGAAUGGAACAUUGGACACGUGGGUAGCACUUGAGCAAGCAAAGCAUGGAAUGUUACACGUCCGUUGCACCUGGUUGGAAUUAUCGGCAAACCCCGCUGAUUUGCAGGCGGCCCUUGUUGAAACGCAGCUUUUGCGUGUAACCAAUUUGGGCAGUGCCAUUUUGUCGGUUUACAUUGAUUCAGCCAGUGACCUACGUCAAGCUCGUAUUCAGAGCAAACCGGAUCCAUAUGCCAUUCUCGGCGUUGGUAAAACUACUCGUCAAACGGCAGCACUCAGACGAACUGAUGCACCAGUUUGGGAGCAAGGAUUCUCAUUUUUGGUAGGAAAUCCAGAGAACGACACGCUGCAAGUGAAAAUUGUCGAUCAGAAAACGGAAAAAGAUCUUGGCCAGUUCACGUACAUUCUCAGCACUUUGUUGACCAAAAAUGAUUUGCAAGUUGUCUCACAACCAUUCCAACUGCAGAAGUCUGGCCCAAAUUCUAAGGUGAUCAUGUCCAUGGCAUUGAAGAUUUUGAAAAGAUCGGCAAAUGAACCAAGCGUACCGCAAGCAGAAGCGCCAAUGAUUCAUCGUCAAGCGUCUCAGUCAUCGAUGAUUCAGCGUCAAGCAUCCCAAGCAUCGCAAUCCGAUGUUUCGGAAGUGAAAAACGUAAAAUUAGCAGAUUUUCCCAAAGUACCCGAGGUGCCAAGUGAAUCGGGUAGUGGCGUCGAACAAAUCGUUGACAAGGAUGUUGCAUCUGAAGUGACUGAAUUCAUAUCGAGCGAAGCGGCCUAUUUGCUAAAGGAUGAACCACAAUCUGAACUUCAUCGUCGUCAGUUUAGCACAGAGUCAUCGGCGAGUUCCCAUGGAUUGGGUCGCAUUCAAAUCAGUUUGCAGUACAGUGUACAACGACAACGUUUAUCGGUCACCAUUCAUCGUAUUGUUAACAUCCCAUUGCCAAAAGAUCCAUCAAACAUACCGGAUCCGUACGUUAAACUUUACUUGUUGCCUGGACGAUCGAAAGAGUCGAAACGCAAAACAAUCGUCAUGAAAGACUCAUGUGAUCCGGUUUAUGAUGCAACAUUUGAGUACAUCAUUUCGUCGGCUGAAUUGAAAAACACCGAAUUGGAAGUGACUGUAGCCACACAAAAGGGAUUCCUAAGCGGUGGCAGCCCAAUCAUUGGCAUGUUGAAACUUGCUUUGGACGAUGACGACAUUGCAACACAUGGAAUAACUGAUUACUAUGAUCUCCUACCGGAGAUCAAAUCAGAUUAAACACACUAAAUUAAUUUUAGAAGCUCGAAAACUACCAUGAAUAUAUGUCAAUCAUCUAACGUAACUUCUUUGUAAAAAAAAUUGUAAAUCUAUUCAUCGUAAACACUCUAUACAAACAUGAUGUUCAACUUGUAACUCUGUGCCUUUUCUGUAAACAAUCUCUGUCGCUCUCUUCCGCUUGGGCUCGAUCAUAAUCGGCCAUCCUGCAUUUUUAUACACACAAUUGUAUCGUGUUUUAAUUUAGCCCAUUAAAACCGAAUAGAUUUAGUCGUAUAACGAAAUCAGUAGAUAAUGUAAAAGAUGUUUAGCUUUAAUUUGCUUGCUGUUGAAAAAUGAAGAAAUUAAAUAUAUUCUGAUCUAAAAUUCUAA